Molecule: messenger RNA, 8198 nt
Organism: Stegodyphus dumicola
Lineage: Eukaryota; Metazoa; Arthropoda; Arachnida; Araneae; Eresidae
Product: polyisoprenoid diphosphate/phosphate phosphohydrolase PLPP6-like
Molecular function (GO): sphingosine-1-phosphate phosphatase activity
Source: RefSeq, a predicted model, not a curated record
CUGGCUUCAACUUCGCACGUGAUGUUUUGAUUAGCCGACCAUACUCAUUUUGAAACGAAACUUAACUAGCUGAUUUAUCGUUUUACCGUUAAGUGUGAAAUAUUCAUCCACAAGUCGAAAUUUCACUAUCGAAAUAUUCUAAUAGAAAAUUCAAAGAUGGCCAAAAAAGAAGAUAGCAUUCUACCAUACCUUGUAGAACUGGAUAAAAGCAUAAGUUUGUCCAUGAGUGUUGCAGCUUCCAAAAACUCUCCAUUUGGUCAUUAUCGGCCUCACAUGAAAGCAUUGGAAUAUUCUUGUCAUGGUGCAUUUUGGAUUAGUGGUAGCAUAAUUUGCCUCUGGUUUUGUGAAGAUCCCAAAAAAGAAGCAUUUUUCUUCAACUUAAUUUUAGCCCUGAUCUUGGAUAUCGUAUUUGUAGCUAUUUUAAAAGCAAGUAUAUCAAGAAAGAGGCCAGCUAAUAAUGAAGAAGGUGAUAUGUUUCUCACAUUAUCUGUUGACAAGAUGUCCUGUCCAUCUGGUCAUACGUCCAGAGCUGUACUACUGACUUAUAUAUUGAUAGCUUCAAGUCCUCACAUGUAUCUCCUACAUCCAGUUUUAAUUCUUUGGUGUAUGUGUACAUGCUUUUCGAGAAUAUGUCUUGGAAGGCAUUAUUUUGGCGAUGUUUUAUUGGGAGCAUUUUUAGGAUAUGUAGAGUAUUGCAUUAUGGAUUAUAUAUGGGCUGGCCCAGAAACAGCUACAUGGUAUCUAGACUUUUUCCGAGAUUCGGGUAGUAUUGUAGAUGAUUUAUAAGAGCAGAAUGUCAGUUUAUUAGAAAUUUUUCAUAAUUAAAAAAAAUUAUAACUGUGUUCUACAUACAUGUCCUAUUAUACUUGAUUGCUGUCCUGAGAGACAUUUUGCUGUGAACCAGCCACCACACAGUUUGAUUGGUUUUUUGCCAUUACACAUCUUAAAUCAUCUAUUUGCAUGUCAGAAUGAUUAUACUUUUUUUAUAUUUGUUCUCAAGAUUGUAAUUUAAAUGUAGUGCUUCAAGCAAUUUUAGUUCCUAAUACUGAAGAACUUUAUCAGAUUAUUGAAAAGAAGUAUAAAGUUGUUUUUACUUAUAAUUUUAAUAACAGUACAGCAUAAAUAUAACUACCUUUAAAUUGUUUAAACAGGAAAUAAUUUUCAAAAUUACAUCUGGUUAUAUCCCCAGAGCAUGUCCUACUGACAUAUACUGAUAGCUUCAAUUCCUCACAUGUAUCUCCUACAUCCAAUUUUAAUUCUUUGGUAUAUGUGUACAUGCUUUUCGAGAAUGUCUUGGAAGGCGUUAUUUUGGUAAUGUUUUACUGGGGGCAUUUUUAGGAUAUGUAGAGGGUUGUGUAUGGGCUGGCCCAGAAACAGCUAAAUUGCAUCUAGACUUUUCCAAGAUUCGCAUAGUAUUGUAGAUGAUUUAUAAGAGUAGAAUGUCACCUUAUUAGAAAUUUUUCAUAAUUUUUAAAAAAUUAUAAGUGUUCUAGAUAUAUGUCCUAUUAUAUUUGACUGCUGCCAUUCGAGACAUUUCGCUGUGAACCAGCUACCACAUGGUUUGAUUGGUCUUUCGCCACUAUACACAUCUUAAAUCAUUGAUUUGCAUGUCAGAAUGAUGGUACUUUUUAUGUUUAUUCUCAAGAUUGUAAUUUAAAUGUAGUGCCUCAAGCAAUUUUAGUUCCUUAUACUGAAGAACUUUAUCAGAUUAUUGAAAGGAAGUAUAAGGUUGCCGUUUUACGUAUAAUUUUAAUAACAGUGAAGCAUAAAUAUAGCUACCAUUAAAUUGUUUGAACAGUUUUUAAUGCAAUGAGCACAAUAUAUUUAUCAGUGGUUCCCCCCCUUUUAUUGUAGUUAUGUUCACGAAUGGGGCAUUUCUCACCUAAAUUUUAAUACCAAAUGUUCAUGACUUUUUUUGAGUGAAACUUUACCUCAUCAUAUCUGUUAUGUCAGUGCAUUACUGGUUGGUUCAUAUUAGACAAUUUUUACGUUCAGUGCGGAUAUCAUUAUGAAAGGUUUGGAGAAUUAUUUGUCUUUAGAUGUAACUGUUAUGUCUUCACAUGUAGUGUAAUAAAAAGCACAUAGCAGUGUAAUAAAAUUAACAAAUGGGAAUCUAUUUUUGGAAGGUGAGAUAACAUUUAUUUCAUGAUUACAAAAAUUGACCAAUUAUAUGCAUUGUCAUAUCUCAUUUGAUGACUUAAAUAUUUAAAGAAUUAUGGCUAUCAUUUGUGAUUACAGGUGAGAAAUUUUGCAGAAGGCCAAAGGUGCUAAACUAGCUUACUUUCAUGUUUGAUAUAAUCUAAAUCUAGUGCUCAAUGUCUUAUAAACAACAUUUUGUCAUAGAAAUUGUAAAUAUUUGUUUUAACAUAAAUGGAAAAUGAUCCUGUAUUGCUUUCAUUAUUUUCUGAUAUCAAUUAAACCACUGCAUUUAGUAUAAUAAUUUUGUUUCAUUUUUAAAUCAACUGUGUAUAUAUAUAUAUAUAUAUAUAUGUAUAGUAUAAGCUUUUUUUUGACAAAAAUAAAGUAAUAUCCCAUCCUUGAUGACUACAGCAUAAAGAGCUUAUAUUUUGCUCAUUUUUACUCCCCCCCUUCCCGAAAAAAAGCAGUUUUUGUAAUUGAGCCUGUGAUUGCUUCAAUGCAGUUUUUCUAUGAAAGGUAGAUUUAUAACUGAAUGCUAAUAAAGUAGAUUGUACUGGCAGGAUAUAGUUCACUAUUGAUUGCUAGUUGUAAUUCACUAUUAGUGAAGAUUAUGAUACAUAUUCUGCUCUAGUCAUAAUUCUUUUUUUUUUUUUUUCCUCUCUGUGUAAAACUAAGCGUGAUAAAUUAAUUAUUGUAAAUCUCUACAUCCCCUAGAAGAUUUACCCAGAUGAUUAAAAAUUCUCUUCGGAAGAAAUGCUGCAGGAAAAAAAAAAAAAAAAAAAAAAAAAAAAAAAAAAAAAAAAAUCUUUUGUUGAUGUUUGUAAUAUUUUAAAAUAAGCUCAAAGCAGCAGUUUGUUUUAUUUUGUUACAUUUUACUGAAUAUCCUUUGAGACAAUCUGCCCAUUCGUGGGUUUUGUUAUGAGAGGUUAAAUUCAAGUAAUAUUCACAGUAAUCAAGUUACAAAAGAGUGCUGGUGUCUUCCAGAAGUAGGUAAAAGUACUGAAAAUUUUAUUACUUAUGUAAUUUUCCUAAAAUAUUAAAUCUUGAAGCAUAAUUUUUCCUAUACUUCUCUGUUUAUAGUAUUGAAAAGUUAGAAAAAAUGUGUAACUUUCUUCAUUGUUUUGUGUAAAAUGUUUUUAGCUGUAAUUUUUCAAUGUUGAAAUAGUUUAAAUUUUUGUGUAUAAGAAUUUUUAAAAUAUUUUUUAGGAGAAAUCUAAUUCUCUUCUUGUUACAUUAUACUCUUGUCAUGAGUUAUUUCCAAAAUGCAAAGAAAUUUGUGGGACUGGUAACAUAUGUAACAUGUUUAACAGAUAAAAUAUAAUAAGCAUUUCUUGACUUCUGAAUUUAGAGCAUGUCUGUACAUGUAUUAUUAUUUUUCUAGCUAAAUUUUAACUGAAGUUAUAAAAAGUAACUGGGAGAUAUGGUUUGUUGUUGGUUUGCAAAUGCUAAGAUGUUUAAAGAUUAUCUUUCAUACUUGGGUUGUAAAUUAUCCUGCCGUUGCUAGAAAUUCUUAAUAUUGUAAACAAUUCUUAAAAAAAUCAAUUUUCAAACCUUUUUUUUUUUUGUAAUUUAAGGAAGAAGCUUUAUUAUAUUUUUAUGAAAGAGUUUUAUUAAAGGUACAGCUUUUAAUAGUAAUGAUGUAAUAAUAGAUUCACAAAAAUAUACUUUAAAAUAAUAUUUUAUUUUGAUUAGUUAACAUGAAAAUGUUCAUUUAAAAAAUUAGUAGUCUUGAUAUAUUUUCUGCCUAAAUGCUAUUUAUAUUAUCUGUUUUAGCUUCAAGUGGUGGUUCUUUUGCACAUUUAAUUGGCAUAUUAAAGUUUUUCUAAAACAUGUCUUCCAGACUAAUCUUGAACUAUAGCAAAGUUUACAUUUGAGCUUCAAAUAAUCGGCGAUGGCAUAAUUUUGGUUCAUAACUCUUGAGCAGCCAUUGAAGGACAAUAUAUUUUUGAAAAAUCAUGGCUUUUUCUAGUAAUUUUCAUAGCUAUAUAAUUAAGUUAAUGAAAUAAAGGAAAAAUUUCUCUAUUUAAUCAUAGCCAACAAGAAUUUUUAUUAAUGGAGUAAACAUUUUUUUUCAUUUUAAUACAUAAUCAAAAAGUUUGUUGUUGUGAGUUUCAAGUAUUUAAAUUGAUUUUUUAUUAAUAGCUAUGCUAAAUAGGCAAGAAAUGAAGACCUGUAGAAUUGCCUUAUUAUAUAUGUUUGUAUUUAGGAGGUAUUGUAAUAUCAUAUUAGAAAUUUUCUGCUCUGCUAAUAUAUGAAAUAUUUAUGGAAUACAAAAAUGCAUUUGGAUUUUGCAUUUUAUACAUCUAUUUCACAUGCUAUUUAUAAUUUCUUGAUUGUUUCAACCGAAUAAAUAUUUCAAAAUAAAUCAAAGCUAAGAUUAAAGGUUUUGUAAAGGAACCAAUAUGUUAAUGGAGCACUUUUAUUAUUAAAUAUUAUAUUUUGUUGUGUGUUACUGUUAUGUUUUAGCCUUUAUAGAAAUAUGUCAGUAGUUCUGCUAUUAAAUGAACAUGUGAAGUAGUUUAUCAUUAUUAUUACAGGAAAAUAACAUUUGUUACGUUUUUCUUUGUUAAUUCCUUAUUUUUAGUUUUAGUUUUAAAACUAAAAUAGUUAAAUUUUAUUGAUAGGGAUUCUUUCCUUCCUGAUUUCUCCCAAAUCUGCUGAUUUCUCCCAAAUCUGCUUUUUAAUUAACAGUUUUAUAUGUAGUUUAUCUAUAUACAUCUGUAACUACUAAACAAAUUAAAAUAGUUUUUAACCUUCUCUUUUGCAAGUUUGAAAAUUGUAUUUAUUUAAACCAUACAUUUACAGCUUGUGAAGUAGAUUUUUGUAAUUUAACUUAAUAUUUUUCAAAACCAAGUUUAAAAAACUUUCAAAAUAAUUUAUAUGACUUAGUUUAAAUCUCAAGCGAAUUACAUAUAUGAAAUUUUCAUUAUAUUAAAACAUAUCUAAUGUAGAAUUGGCUCUAGCAAUGUCAUAACCAUUUCUGAAAUUACUGUGAAUUAAAACAUAUUAAACAUAUCUAAAAAAUAGGAGUAAGCUUGUAAAGUAAAUUUUCACUUCUAAGAUUUUUAAUAACAAAAUAGUUGUAUAGUAACUGAGAUUUUUGAAAAUAUGUGCUAUGCCAAAAAAGAUUAAAACAAGAGGAAAACUGUGUUUGUAUAUGGUGUAUUUGCCUGUUUCUUUGCUUGUUAUACAUAGCUAACAUAGGGUUGUGGCUGCACAUACAUUGUUCAAGUAAUUUAUGCUUUUUAGAUGAUUAUUUGAAUUAGUGUUUUAUAUAUUGUAAAGUAAUGUGAUUUUGAACUUCACCCUAAGUAUUAGAAUCUGUGAUACACACUUGCUAAAUCGAAGUCUUUAUAUAACUUUUUAUAGUACAAAUGUGUGAUAUGGAAUUGCUGUGCAAUUAAUAUAAUAGAAAAUGUCUUUGAAGUCUGAUAUAGUCUUUAUUAUAUAUUAUUCUUUUAUUAAAAAUGUAAUUCAGCUGUAUAUAUUUUAUAUGCUAAUUAUUUAGCAUAUUUCUUAAUUGUUUUGGUGUGCAAAUAAAAGUAAUGUUGAAAUGAAAGAAAGGACUAUUGAAAAAUCUAGAGUUUAAAUGAAUUUGAGAAGAUUCACUAUUUUAUAGUGUGCCUUUUUUUGUAAAGUUGUGUUUUUAUUAUUUCAUUAAAAUCUUCAUUGGUGACUUCUUAAAUCCUUUUUUAUUCUUAUCUUUAAUGUUAAGUUUUUCUCAUAACUAUCUUUCAGUUAUUUAUUUUUGUUUUGAAGAGUGCAUUAGUGAAAGCUUUAUUGAGAUUAGAUUGAUGCUCAUUUUGCCAUUCAUGGGAAAAAGGCAUAUUAUUUGUAUGUGCUACUUUUCAAUAUUUGCUAUUUUUAUUUGAUUAAAAAUAGAUUUUCAUUGAAUUUUGUGUAUAAUUUACAUUUUUGAUACAAAACCUUGUAUUAUAAUUGUUGGUAUUUAUGUGAAUGAAAAGGUUAUACAAGAUAAGUAAUUCAAAAAUAUGAAUGAUAAGCAUAUAGUAUGCUGCAUUAGGAAGAAUACUCAUAAUUUGUUAUUAAUCAGUAUUAAUACGUAGUUUUUCUCUCCUAUUGCAAGAAAGUUUCAUAUAUUUGUCAAUAGUUUCCUCACAUAUUAAUUCUUUAAACUGAAAAUUUUCUAUAGCAUCAGUGCACUUUUCUGUUAGCAUCAAUGUUUCAAUAGCUAUUUUGAAUUAUUCAGACUUGCAAAAUCUGCAUCAGUGAUUUAUCAGGAGUAGACUUGUCAAUUGUUUACAUAAUGAGCAUUGUAUGUGGUGAAAUAUAAACUGGUGUCUAAAUUAAACGUAAACUAAAUUUAAUGUGCUUUGUCAGAUCUUGUGCUUGUUAUCUAUCCAAUAGGAGUGAUUAAACUAUAAUACUUUUCUAAAUUUGUAUUUACCCAAUUUGAAUAUUAAUAGUUUGCUGAUAGUAUGGACAGUUAAUAUUGGUAUUUUUCCUAAACAAUGAUUAAGAAAAAUAUAAUUUUAUUAGCAUUUUCAUAUUAAUUUGAGAUGAUUUCCUACUUGGGUGCAUAAUGGCAUGACAGUCAAAUCUUCUUUGUCAAAUGUUAAGUCUUUAUUUAAUAAUUUUAACUAUCAUAACUAUUAAAAGUAAUUGGUUAGGAUAAGGUUCUUAAGUAAUUUUACUUACAAGCAUUUUUCAAAAUGCAUUUUGGAACAUCCUGACUAACAAGUUCUUACUCUUCCAAAAAUUUUAAGAAAUACCAUGUUUAGUUGCAUGUUUCCCUUCCUUGUGUAUCCCCCUCUAGGUUUUCAGCUUAUUAUUUAGAAACUUCCAAUUUAUGGUAAGGAUGUAGAAUGCAUCUGCAAUAAGAAAUUAUUUUGUGUAAAAAAAAAAAAAAAAAAAAAUAUAUAUAUAUAUAUAUAUUGAAAUUAGUAAGUCCUUUGAAAACAUAACACAGUAAUAUUAGUGUGUCUUUAUGUAUGCCUUUUAAUGUGUUGUGCUUAAGUCACCUCUUUAGAAAUAGUGUACACAGUGCAUCUUUCCUUGCCUGAUUUUUGUGCAGUAAAAUUAGAAUGAAAAUGGUGGGGAUACAGUAAUUAAAAGGCAUGAGCCUUAUUAAGAAAAGAGUAUAUUUAAAAGAUAGACUAAUUAUAUAUAGUCAAUAAUAAAUAAAAUUAUAGAAUACUCCUCUGAUCUUUGUUAAUUUCUUGGCAAGUUAUUAUGGUAUUCUGUAGCUGAAUUAUUUAUUCUGCAAACUAUUAAAAGAAGUGUAAAAUUCUAUAAAAAUUUACAUUAAAAUAUAUGCAACAAGAAAUAUUCAUGACUCAAGCUUUGCAUCUUUUGAGAUGUUGGUCAAUGAUCUGAUGUAUUGCAAAAAUUAGUCUCCAUAAUUUAAGAUUUUGGGGUGAUCAUUUGUAGAUCUAUUGGCUCAUAAGACUUAACAUGAUAGGUACAAUUUUAAUGUCUUAAUAAAUAAGGAGUAAAUAAAAAUAAAAUAAAAGGCGCUGGUUACAGAUUUAUUAGCCACUAGUUUUUUGUUAGCUCAAUUAAAUGGAAAUAUAUAGUUAUAAAGCAUCAUAAUAUUUUGUACAUUAUUUGAGUAUGCUUUGUCUCAAAAUUUAUGUUGCAGUACAAAAUGGCUUGUAGUUAUUUCUUCUAAUUUAUAUCCAAAGCAGAUUAGUGAAAAUAUAUUAUAAUUUUGUACAUAUGCUUAGUGCAGCAGUAAUGUUGAAUGAUGUGAAACAUACUACAUUUGUGUUCUUAGCACAUUGGUUGGAUUGAAACUCUUAAGUAAUGAAGUCCAAAAAUGUUUCCGAAAAUUUGUUAUUUAGGCUGAUUUAAAGCUGAAAUAGGAUUAUCUCAAGUAUCCAACUGCUAAAGCACUAAGGAUUUAAGGCUGUGUUGUCAGCUUAAACAAAAUUUCUAUGGAUAAAAAUGUAAUGAUUUAAUAGGUUGAAAAACAUACUGGCAUAUUAUUUCCCUUUUAUGAGAAUGCAUAAUUAUCUCAUCUGGAAACUCUUCCUAAUGCAGUAAGUCAUGUGUUGCUGUAUCAACAUUUGUGAUGAAUAAAUAUUUGUAAUGAUGCA